Messenger RNA from Carassius auratus (goldfish), 12639 nucleotides. RefSeq names its product trinucleotide repeat containing 18 (gene tnrc18). Bases 315 to 9137 code for a protein of 2940 amino acids. The transcript has 30 exons. Gene Ontology annotation, molecular function: chromatin binding. The record is from RefSeq and is a predicted model, not a curated record. NCBI's taxonomy places the organism in Eukaryota, Metazoa, Chordata, Actinopteri, Cypriniformes, Cyprinidae.
UGUUUCAUUGCAGAACAGUUUACGGAGAGAUAGGCUACAGUGGUUUGCGCACAGGGCCUUCCCCCUCGUAUGUGCUUUCGCUCUGCGUAACUACGGAUGGUUUGUAAAUGGAGUCUAAGAAAUUUUCCACCACACGUCUCACGGAUUUUGCGAAGAAACUGGAUUUUAUAAACUGAGUCACCAUUUCAAGUCGGCAGAAUGCCGGAUAAGGACACCAAUUUGCCUUGGAUUCUAGGGACAUUAUAGCCAUUAAGACUGGCUUACUCGGAUUUACCCGAUCGGACUGUUUCUUUGAUCAAGUUGGGUCAUUGUGGAUGAUGGAUGGCCGAGACUUCGGACCCCCCAGAUCUGUGCACGUACCGCCGCCCCUUCUCUCGGGGCUGCCCCUGGAGUCACACCGGCUCGGCGCGGCCGCUGCGGCCGGCAGAGUGCCACCGUCUCCCGGUCAUCUGGGCGCGGGGCACCCGGCGGCUCUACACACGGGAAAAUAUCUCUCAUCGGCUAUGAACCUACAUUCUCACCACAGUGAUGCCUUCCCAGGUGCCUCAAGCCCAUUCCUCGGCGGGUACGUUAGCGCCUCCAGUGCUCACGGGUCGUCGGAUCCGGCCUUCCGAGCCCCAAACCCAGCCAGCCUGCAAAUGGCCCAGUUCUGGACCUCUCACCCUCAUGAAGGUUUUUCUCAUUUGCCAAGCAGUUUGUACCCCAGCCCUUACAUUCCCUUGGGCCACCUUGAGCAUCCACAGCUCAGCCAACAUGCUCUCUUUGACUCACAAAAAGAGGGGUUUUACCUGCAAGGUUCAGUGCACUCUCAGUCUACAAUGGCCAGGAGCCCAGUGGCUCACAUGCCCGGCUCCUUCUCCAGGGAAAAGGAGACCCUGCCUUCUCACAAAAGCUCUAAAGACUCAAGUAGGGAUCUGGGAAAAGAGAGGCCCUGUAAGAGUGACCUCAGCCACUCCCUCCCAAGGAAGGAACGAGAAAGGCCAAAAGAGGAGUCACGGCCCCACAGUGUGGUGGACCUCACCUUGGAUGUCAAGGCGGAAGAUGAACGUAGGGUGAGCAACUCUGAGAGGUCUGCGAAAACAGCGGAGCAUGCUCGGCAUUUCUCUUACCAGCACUCACCUGCUCUGAGCACCACGGACACUAAACCCAAACAGACUCACCAGAGUUUACUUGGCAACUCCGGGACAAGCAGUACCACGCCAACACGACACCUGAGUACAGAACAGGACAGGAGGGACAGGGACCGAGAUGAUGAAGCCAACCGACCUGGGGGCCACCUUUCCUCCGACAAGCAGAAAAGAAGCGAUUUGGUAGCUACAUCAGCUGGCACUCUGCAUGUGUCGUAUGCAAGUCCCUCUUCCCUACAGCCCAACCCAUCCCAUCUCCCGCCCAGGCUGGUGUCCUCUGGCACCUACCCUCCCCCUCACCACAUGCCGCCCAGCAUGUACCCGCUCUACUCUACAGCAAAAGAGCCAGGCAAAGAACACAGAGUGAUAGCUCCUACUUAUGUGCCUUCUGUCGAGGUUUACGAUGAGCGAAAAGGGCCAAUUCAAAUUGCGUCCCAAGCUCGAGAUAAUAAAAAUGACAAGAGCAGGGAGAGGGACUCGCACAGAUCUGCCCUGCAGGUGGGGAAUGAGAGAACGCAUAUGGACUACGGUCGGUCCUCCGUUAGGAGCGAGUCUCCCCCUCACGGAGACGUUAAGAAAGACAUUUUACGAGAGGAAGGCUCAAUAAUUAGGUCAAAUGGUUUGGCCAUGAAAAAGCCCUUGCAUUUGGAAAUGUGCACAAAUAAAUCUGGAAACAGCCCAGAUGCCAGGGACUUAUCCAACACUACAUCAAAACACACGAUCAAAAUGGGAUUCGAGAAUGAAUCCCGCAGCCAAGAGCGGGAUAGGGUUCAAAGGUCUACCCAUCCGUUUUCUAGAAUGGAUCCAGCUACGCUCCAUUCGGAACAGCAUCCGUUGAAGGCCUUAGGUUCUGCUGAACCCAAAUGGAAGCCUUUCGAGAUGAGCAAUUAUGCUACCAGUCACAUUGCCGCAUUGGCUGCCCAACAUACUCAUGGCACCCGAGGUGAAGAAGAGGCCAAGCGAAUGUACCUGGACACUACUGGCUUACAUAGACCGAUAGGCACUGGUGGAAGUCCCAAGGGCCACGGGGAGGUUUCAGCCAUGCAGAGCCUCAUCAAGUACAGCGGCAACUUCUCCGGUGAGUCUGGUUCCAGGCACGGAUCUGACAGCUGUAGUCCGUUUGGAGGACUGGGGAGCAUGAAACUGGAGGCUGGUUAUCCCGGAGUGUCCAGAGUUCAGCACCUACCGCCCCAGCAGUCUGGAAAGCAGUUGAAGAAGGAACCCGAGAGACCUGAGAGCGCUAAAUCCUUUGGCAGAGAAGGAAGCUCUUCUCAGGGCGAAGCCGAGGUUCGUCAUCCACCGGUAGGCAUUGCAGUGGCUGUUGCUCGCCAGAGGAACAACAACAGCAGCAAGCCCAGCUUGGUUUCGGACCGGGACAGACAGAUUCUUGGAGGAGCCAUCAAAGGCCCAAUCCACACAGAGGAAGAGCGAGGAGACGAGAGGACGCGUCAUGGGGACGAGCGCCUGCUGUCAGGACGUGUGGAGCGCGAGCAGGAGAAAGUGUUAAGAGAGAAUAAAGAGUUGGCAGACUACACUCAGAUGCAUCCACCUAUGGUGCCUGCUAGCGGACUGAAUCCCAACCUGAUGGUGACUGGUGGACCGACUCUGGCUGGUGCGGGCCGCUGGCCUGCUGACCCCUCCUCCCACCUGGCCUCCCACCCGUGGCUGCCCCGGCCAGGAGCCCCCUCCAUGUGGCUGUCUGGUUCUCCAUAUGGUCUAGGUCCCCCUUCCCUUCAUCAGGCGCUGCCUCCAGGAUAUUCUCCUGCCUUGACAGGCUCCCUCCCCCCACCUUACCAGUUUGCCCGAGAUCCUCAAACCGGGCAGGUGGUGGUUAUUCAGACGGAGCAUCUGCCACACUAUGCUGAGAUGUUAGAGCGAGGCCCCCCGCUGUGGUCGGCCAUGUACCCGGCAGCAGGAAGCACUCUGCAGCAUGCCCAUCAGCUCCAGCUCCUCUCCCACCAGCAGCUCCUGCGCCAACAGGAGCUCUACAUGAUCCAGCACCAGACCGCACAGGUCAUGGAGCUGCAGAGGAAUGCACAGUUAGUGGAGAGAUUAAAUGCAAGUCAAAUGAGGACAGAUUUGGAGGAAAAGUCAGACAAGAGAGGAGCUGAAGGGGCCAGAUCCAGUCUCUCGGGCAUCCCCACUCCAGCCCUGCACUCACGCAAGCCUCCCCCACGCUCCCCGACCCCCUCCACCUCAUACAGCAAAGCCCUGACACCGCUGCCCGUCCCACUGCUGCCUUCACCUGUCACUGCACUGAAGUCUGAGGACAGACCCAAAGUGGAGAAGCCCCUCCCUCAACAGCACUACUCCCAUCCGUCGUCGCCUGUCUCUCACUCAGUCAGCCCUGCUUCAGCAUCACCUUCUCCUGCCUCCCCCAUCCAGACCAAAGAGGAGUCUGUGGAAGUGCCUGAGAAAGAACCACUCAGUCUACAGAAGCAGCCUUCUACUCCCUUCCCAUCCAUUUACCAUGAAAUUCCUCCGGGCUACCCGUACCAAUCGAUAACGGCACCUUUCGGCAGCCAUUACCCCUACCUCCUCCAGCCGGCUGCUGCUGCAGAUGCUGAUGGCCUGGCUCCAGAUGUGCCGUUGCCGGCUGAGUCCUCCGAGCACUUGGCGACCGCCGCGGAUGUCAAACCCAACCACUUGUGUUCUCCAGUGGUUGUGGAGCCACUUCAGCCAUCCAGAGAGCCAGAGUCCAUGGAGGAGGGCGGCACACUGUUCAAAAAAGAGCCAAACCUGGAAGACAGCAAAGACGUCCUGAGCCGGGAAAGCCUCAGGCUAGCAACCAUCACCACCCAAGACUCUAGCUCCCCCACAGAGGCCGACGCACACCCUAGAGACAAAGCCACACCAUCCCCAGAUGAGGAAUCAGAUGAGGAAGAUAGAGAGGUUGUCAAAAUCGAUGCUGCCGCCUCAAGCCGUCCAGGGCUGUACAAAACAUCUAGGCUGGACUCUGAGAGAACCACCAGAGAAGAAACUGAAGAGGCCUCGAUUGGUCUGGUAGACCAAGUCUACAAAUCCUCAUCUAGUUACACGGACGCACACCAUAUGGUUUGUGACAUCCAACCAGCAAAACCACCCUCAGAUCUCUCUGAUAGCCUGAACCCAGUAGACCUCAGAGAUCCUGUCCCGGACGCUCAACACCUGGAGUCCAUUCUUGACAAUCCUUUCCUUCCUAACAGCAGCCCUCCUCACCUUCAGCCCUCUUCCGCACCGGUGGCCAUCCUGCCUGAAGACCCGAUGGCAGGCAUGCUUGCCCUGGUCACAGCCAGUGAGCUUCCGCAGGCCGGACCGGUGCCCAUCCUGGCAGAUGCGUGUAGCUCUAGAUCUGAGCUCUGCGUAGGCGUCAGUCCCCUGGAGUCCACUGCUCUGGAAGGCAUGGCCCUGCUCAGCCAGAUGGCAGAGCUGGAGAUGCAGAGGCAACCCAGAGAUGACACACAGGCUGUAAUGCUCUGUGGACUGGAGAGUCUGCUGGAAGCCGGCAGGCAGGUCCUCCUGGAGGCCAUCGAGUGUCAACCUCAGAUCAGCAUCCGUCUCCCCCGAGAGCUCAACCCUAAUAAGAAAUACAGCUGGAGACAGAAGAAAGAUGAACCUAUGUUCUCCAAAUCCUCUUUGGAGGGAAUGGACACCUCAGAAGUGGACUACCGUGUGAGACUCGCUGAGCUUCAGCAACGUUACAAAGAGAAGCAACGAGAGCUGGUCAAACUGCAGAGGCGGACAGACAAAGAAGAUAAACGUCAGCAGCAGCAGCAGCAACAACAGAUCCAGCAGCAGGAGAAGAACAGAAGUUUAGCCCGCAGGGGCCCGGGACGUCCCCGAAAGAGGAAACAUGGCCUAUGCACACUAUCUCCACCCUCCAGCAAGCUGGAUUCGAAGUGUGUGAAGUUGGGCAGAAGCGUGCUUUACUCAGAGGACUCAGAGAGCGGGGAGGUGCUGAGGAAGCGCUUUCGGGCCUCUAACCGAGAUGAGGAGGAGGAGGAGGAAGAGAUUGCAUUGAGAUUGAAGAAGAAAAAAAAGAGCUGGAGCGAGCAGGAGGCUUCUUCAAGCUUCUCUCAUGAGGCACCUAAAAUGGCUGUGAAGAAGAGCCGAGUGAGCAUGCAGGAGCAGUUGGCAUCCAAACUCGAUAAAGCCUUGUCCCUCACUAAGCUCAGCAAACUCAGCAAGCCCUCUUGUAAGUUCAUAGACGGUUCCUCAGGGAAGUCCAGGGCUAGUUCUGGAAGCAGAGUCCCUAUGCUCACCGAUAUAGACAUGAGAGUUAAGAUGGGGAAAUCCUGCCUGUCGAAAGAUCUCAGCAUCUUUCACAAGUCUUUCAAAGGAGGUAAAAGCAAAAUGGCAGCCAAAACUAAGCCUUCAGAUCCAUGCCUUAAGGGAAAAGGCCAGCGGAGAGACCCUUUUUCUCCAAUGAGGUCAGAGAUCAGCAGCUAUUCUAACAACACAGAUUCAGAGGAGGACGAUUCCCUGAAGGAUGGCUGGCCUCCCAGCUCCAUGUUGGGAAGAACAGGCUCCCGUCCACAGCUCCCCGGCCUGUGCAGCACUCCAUCCAAGAAAAAGCGCUCAUCAGCCAAGAGAGCAUCUUCAUCUUCGUCUUCAUCACUCAAGUCCAAGCAGACGGCCAAAGAGAGGAAACAUAAGCACUUUGCUUUAUUGCUACAGGAGGCAGGAGUCAGCUCCUCUGAGGACUCAUUUGACCAAGAGUAUUUUACCGAACGGGAUGAUUAUGAGGAUGAUGAUGAUGAAGAUGGGUAUGAUUACGAGCUUGAUGAAAGCGACGGCCUGUGUUCAUCAUCCAUAGAAGAAAGCGGGCUGGGUCUUCUGGCCCGCUUCGCCGCCAGCGCUAUCCCGAGCCCCGUUGUCACCAAUCCGCUCUCCGUUGUCCAACUGGAGGCUAAACAGAAAGCCAAGAAGAAAGAGGAACGACAGAGUCUUCUGGGCACGGAGUUCGAGUUCACAGAUUCCGAGAGCGACGUUAAGAUGAGAAAGAAGUUACCGUCGCUGUUGCACGGCAAAUGGUCGGCUCCUGAGCUCCCGCUCUUGCCGCCUGCGAGUGUCAUGCGUGACGACUCCAGCCCCAGCAAGCGUGGACGCAAACCCAAGAAACCCAAGUCUCCCCGGGAGUUCAGUUUCGACCUUACCGCUGACGGGAGCGAAGACGAACAAUGGACACGGCGGAGGAGCGAACGCAUCUUCCUCCAUGAUGCUGCCCAAGCCAACCCCAUCUCCCCGUCUGGCAAAACUCCUCUUCCGCUUACUCCCAAAUCCGUCCGUGGCCCCAAAGUGGCCCCGCAGAGCCCCAAGGAGCUGGCCAAAGGCAAGGAAACGAAAGACCCCAACAAGAAGAAGAGGGUUAAGGAGAUCCCCCUGUGUCUGCCCCCACCGCAGCUCUCCAGCACACCCUCGGACGGCUCCGCAGCUCUCCCUGUCAGCCCAGGACGCAAGAGCAAGGUGAAGCCCAAAGCCAGAGAGCAGGCUCGAGGGAAGGGCGGUGCUGUCAGCAAACUGAUGGAAAGUAUGGCUGCUGAUGAGGACUUUGAGCCCAACCAGGACAGCAGCUUCUCCGAGGAUGAGAAUCCCCUUGUGAGCGCUCAGCCUGAAAGACCCUGCACCCCCGCCCCUCGGAACUGUGUCAUUAACAAAGAUGAACUGCAGGACGGGUUACGGGUCCUCAUCCCUAUGGAUGACAAACUCCUGUAUGCCGGCCACGUCAACACUGUUCACUCUCCUGACAUAUACAGUGUGGUGGUGGAGGGCGAGAGGGGGAACAGGCCACAUAUCUACUGCCUGGAGCAGCUGCUACAGGAGGCGAUUAUUGAUGUGAAACCCCCCUCCGUUAGAUACCUACCCCAGGGGACCCGGAUUGCAGCCUACUGGAGCCAGCAGUACCGUUGCCUCUACCCUGGCACGGUCGUCAGAGGGAGCGCGGACAUGGAAGAGUUGGACGAUUUGAUUACGGUGGAGUUUGACGAUGGAGACACUGGCCGGAUCCCGCUCUCUCAUAUUAGGCUGCUGCCGGCGGACUACAAGAUUCAGUGUGCAGAACCGUCCCCUGCGCUCCUCGUAGCUUGCACCAAAAGGCGAGGAAGGAAGUGCAGUAAGGAUGUACCUGAUGGCAAAGAGACACCACCCAAAAACACAGAGGAGUCUGCUCCGAAAAGCAGGGGCAGAGGAAGAAAACCCAAACCAAAGCCAGAGCCUGAAGUCGCUCCAAAGGAGCAUGAAAAGCCUGACACACCAAUGCCAAUGCAGGUCCCCGAGAGGCCCCUGCCCAGCCAGAAAAGCGGCCCACGGCCAGGUAGAAAAAUGAAGCAAGUCGGCACAGCCAGCCCCUCCAUCCCCGGAUCUAAUGAAAGCCAGAAGAAAACCACAGGAAUCAAGCCCCCAGCCAAAGUGCGUUCCCAGCCCCAGUCUGUCUAUUCGCCGCCGCUUUAUGGAAAAGUUCUGUCUGUGGAUCUCUAUAAUGAGCCCUCCACUUCUCUGGCCUCCUUUAUAUCCAACAAUGAGACUGUGAGUCCCGCGGGGAAAGGAAAGCCGGUCAAACGCUUGCGAAAGCCUGAGGAGGAGGCAUCUGGAUUUGGUGUGAAAAUGCAGCGCAAGCAACCGCAGACUGAGAUCCUCAUCAAACUGGACCAUGAGGGAGUCAUGUCACCCAAAACCAAGAAGACCAAAGCCCUCAUGAUGAUGGAGGGCCAAAACCUCUCCAAACGAGAGAAUAAGUCUGUCAUGGGUGUCAGCUAUACUACAAUAUCCACUGCAGACAAAACUCUGAAAGUUAAAAACAAGCCGAGUGAGGCAGACCCGCCUACUACAGAGAGCGUGUCCACCUACAGUGUUCGUAAGCUUGGCAGUGGAAGUGAGGGUCUGAUGAAGGUGAGCAAAUCAGGGGAGAAGGACAAGAAGGAACUGGAGUGUCCCAACUGCAGUAGCAGCAGCAGCAGCAGCAGCUCGGAGUCCGACGGAGAAGAGGAGCGAGCGGCCUCGCAGGAAAAGAAGCCCAAACAGGACUCAACCAGCUCCAACAGCUCGCGGGCAUCAAGUCCCACCUCUUCCAGCUCAUCCACAAGCAGUUCAUCGUCCUCAGCUGGAUCUCACUCCUCCUCCUCUUCCUCCUCAUCGUCCUCCACCACCAGUGAUGAAGAAUCCUCCUGUAGCUCAGAUGAAGAUCAGGUUGCUGUUUCUCAACUGUCCCCAGCCGCAGAGCAUGUACCACCUCAAGAGGAGGAAGACGAGAAGGCCAAGUCAAAAUUGGGUCCUGCUGCCAACAUCCAUAAGCUCCAGAAGCAGCAGGCGUCUGACACACAGCAGCAGAAGACCCAGAAACAACAGAAGGUGAAGCAGGGAGUCGGUCGCCCCAAAAGACGAGAGGGUUUCCACCUCCCAACUACUAAGGAGCUGGCAAAAAGACAGAGGCUACCCUCCGUCGAGAACAGGCCCAAGAUCUCCGCUUUCCUUCCUGCCAGACAGCUGUGGAAGUGGUUUGGAAAGCCUACUCAGAGGCGGGGAAUGAAAGGGAAGGCGAAGAAGCUUUUCUACAAAGCCAUAAUGCGUGGCAAGGAAAUGAUCCGUAUUGGAGACUGUGCCGUGUUCCUGUCUGCCGGACGACCCAACCUCCCCUUCAUUGGACACAUCCAGAGCAUGUGGGAGUCCUGGGGAAACAACAUGGUGGUCCGUGUCAAAUGGUUCUAUCAUCCUGAGGAAACCAACCCUGGAAAGAAACUUCAUGACAAAAAGAACUGGGAACAAAUGUCUGGCCAAAGUCGUCCUGCUGUUCUGCAGGCUUCCAACCAGAGAAAAGACUUCAUGGAGCGGGCUCUCUACCAGUCCUCUCACAUUGAUGAGAAUGACGUCCAGACCAUUUCUCAUAAAUGCCUGGUGGUCAGUCUUGAGCAAUAUGAGCAGAUGAUUAAAACUAAGAAGUAUCAAGACAGCGAAGACCUCUACUACCUGGCCGGCACUUAUGAACCCACCACGGGAAUGAUAUUCAACACGGAUGGGGUGCCUGUAAUCUGCUGAGGAUCAACAAAUGAGGCGCGUGGAACCAAGCGAAUGAGAUACAAGGGCUAGACAAGACGUGUUUUCUUCACCCAAAGCCCGACUUAUCAGACGAGUACAGAAAACGUCCUGACAAAGACGUUGAGAUCACUUCAACAGAUGCCCAUCGUUUCAAACACGAUGGUGACCGUAUUGUCAAAUCGAGUCGAAGUUCAUCGCAAGUGUUUGGUCUGCUCCAUGAUUGUGGUGGACAAAUGAUGUUCUCGGGAAUCUCCAGCAUCAAAAAUGUCUCAGAGGUCAACUGCAUCUGCACCGCUGAGUCCUGUUUGCUUCAGCCAUCAACGGUGCGGCUGAAAUGGAGGUGACACCACUUCUGCAGGACUCAUUCUCCGGGUGAGAAGGCCUGCUUGGAACCAGCUUCUUUGGCUGUGGGACCAACAAUGGAAAGAGUAAUUAAAGCUGACAGGCCAUGUCACACUUCUGCCCAGAGAGUCGUCCCCACCACACGCUCAGCUGUCCAGUUACUGCUGCUAGAUCCCUGGCAGAACUUCAAGGGCUGGCUAAUGAACUCCGACAGGUAAAACGAUAGCAGACGUAAAGCUGUGGCCCAUGUGAGAAGCACUUAAAAGAAGGAGCCUGCAAGGACUGUUUAUUAAUAGGAAAGUGUGAGUCACUUUUCCACCGAGUGGCCCAGAAGAUCUAUCCGAAUAUUUAUAUACGAUCCUCGGCCCUCAGUCACAGCGCCAGAAAGGUUUCUUUUUACGAGUCAAGGGCUCUCCUGGGACAGAAACGGAUGCAGAUGACGCCCGUUUGUAAAUACAUGCAUACAAGCUAUAUAUGACAUGGACAAAUAUAUUUUAUUUUCGUGUACCAUAGAUUUAUGUGGCGAUUAAUUUUUUUUUUUAAAGCAUCAAAAGAAUACAAAAAAAGCUUUAAUAAACUGUGAAAAAAUGUUAACCAAUAUCAGGAAGUUUUAGAGUACGGAUCUUGUAAGUCGUUACUGGAAUCUCAGAUGCCCACUACAUUGACGACGUAAUGUAAUCUUGAUAUCAAAACUACUAUUACAGGACAGAUGGUUCGUGGGAUUUGACUGUGUUCGAAGCCAGUUGUCCCAUAAUGCAGUUUUACAACAGAAAGCACUUAAAUUCUGCCCUUGGUCUUACACAGGACAGACUUCCCUUGACAAUCCCCUGUUCAGGUGGACGUGAAGCGCUUUGCGGGAAAACCAUUUUAGCUCUCUCAUUGCUUCUCAGGGUCAGUGAGAGAUGGAGAAUGAGAGUUUAAAAGCACGGUUUAAUCAGGCUACACUUGCUUAUCGUGUCUAUUUUACUCUGCUUUCUCUUUUUUUUCUGAAAUUAUCCCCCACAGAAAGCAAUUAAAUCUCAUGCAUGAAAGCACUUUCUUGGAAUAAACAAGUGGCAGCAGUGCAGGUGACGUUAUCUGUUAGCGCUUAAAGUCGAAAGCGGAGUUGUUUUUUGCCUUUCUCAAGUCUUUUUUUUUUUUCAUCUCGUUUUCUGGUUCGUUCCUAAUAGCCUUAACCUUGGUCCCUAAAAGCUGCCGUGUACCGGCAGAAUCAAAGUCUGAAUGUUGUCUUUGAAGAUAGCUCCUUCUGAUUGAUAUUGUGUUCCAGAGAAAGUGCCAUCAGUCAUCAGAGGCAGUCAGGACCAGGCUAUGUAUUCGCUGCUUCUCUAAUCAAGACCAGUCAAAUGUAUUUGAUUUAUGGCAUCCUUGCAUGGAUGAAGAGACUAGCAAACACCUUAUUUGCUUAAUUGUAAUUAUGGUUCUUAUUUGUGCCUCAUUCUUACGGUUCAGAGGAGGUAUGAAUGUCUUUUUCUUUUUAAAGUGUUGUUUGAUGCUGGAAGGAAACUGUUCUGAAAUGAUUUUCAUGUCUAUGUGUGUUUUUUAAUGAAACUAAAACCAUUAGAUGAUCUUAUUCUGUACUGAUCUUUUUUAAACAAUUAUGGUUAUCAAGAUGUAUAGAAAAGAUGAGGUAAGAGGCUACUACUAAUGUUGUUGUUGUUGUUGUCCAGCCCAGUUUUUUUUUUUACUCUGUAAUUCUUUCUACCUCCCAAACUGGUUCAACGUUUCAUGUUUUUGUUUUUUAAUAUUUUCUCUUGGUGGUAUUUUUCCACUUGUGAGAGAAAUGUCACUGAAAUGUAGGCUUUUAAACCAUUGCCUGUUUUUAAUACUUUCGCCAUGAUGAAUGCCCUGAUGUUCAUUAGACACUUGGUCCUUUCUGUUGUUUUGUUUUAUUUUUCCCCGUUUUUAGAGGGAGAAUAGUGAGUUCGAGAAGGGUAUGGACACUAGAGACUUCCGGUCUUUGCGACUGGAAAAUAUUUGGCCUACUCAGUAUUUUGGAAAUGUCUUUAUAUUAUAGAAAUGUUGACACUAUUACGUAUAGUAGAACCGUCUGAAAUGUGUAAAAUAUAUAUAUAUUUUUUUGUGUACGUUUCAUAUUACAUUGCCCGGUCUCUCUUAAAGAGAUAUUAUCUUGUUGAUAUUCAAUAGGUUGUAUUUCUUAACAUGUUUUAUCAUUGUAUGUGUGGUCUUGAGGCUUAAAACGCUAUUCAGCCUGUUUGGACUGUUUUUCUAAGUCACCCAAUUUGGUUGAGGAUUUUACACGCACCCAAAGCUAAUUCAGAUGCCAAAUGAUCUUCAAAUGCACAGUGAAUCUGAAGCAACAAUAAGCAAGCUCUCUUUUUUUUAUUUUAUUAGACGCGAUCUUUUAAAAACAGAUCUGUGUUGAAUGUUUUUGCCUGUUUAGCGAGUUGUACAAAUUAAGUGCCCCUCAAAACAAAAGUUUACUCGGAGCUUGAGUCAAGCUAAAAGCACUUUUUAGAGUAUUUUUGUCUGCAUGUUUUAGAAAUCGCGUAUAUGCUUCUAGGAAUAAUAUUAGAGCAAUCAACAAAAGUAUAUUUUGCUUCUUGUGGCGUAGUGUAACGUGAACGGGGGCUGGGUCACUGAAUGAGACAGUGGCCUCUGCUGGUAGCAGUCAUGUGGGAUGAAGCGCUGAAGUCCUCUGCUACUCGUCCAGGGUCCGUUUGAGCGUAUCUUAUGAUGUAUAAGGUUUAACUGGCUUGUUAGAAAACCGUAUAUAGCCGAGUAGAAGUGUUCUAGAGUUCACUGUUUGCAUGAUUCUGUUCAAUCUUGUUUUUUUUUGAUGGCAUUCCCCCUCUCGGAACAAUCGUCCUCCAUGCUUAAUGUGCAAUACUGCUGAAUCUGGAUUCUGUGAGGUAGCUGCUAGUGAGGGAAGGAACGUGUUCAUGAAUGUGGGAGAUGAUGAGAAAGAGAGCGAGAGUUAGUGUGGACUGGAGGCUGGUCCUUCACUGGUCUUCAUCUGCUGUUCCCUCAGCAUUGAUAUGGUCCUGUUACACAAUAAAAAUAAUAAUAAAAAGUUAAAAAAAAAGCUAUAGUUUUGAAAUUAUUUUGAAAUUUUAAAGCAUCAAGGUUUUGUAAAUGAUCCUUUAUGAGAGGGGGAGAUGAGUACGGAUAUACUUUGUACACACAUUUAAUCUUGUAAAAA